Molecule: messenger RNA, 509 nt
Organism: Caenorhabditis angaria
Lineage: Eukaryota; Metazoa; Nematoda; Chromadorea; Rhabditida; Rhabditidae
Source: the annotation of a GenBank genome assembly
AUGUUCAUCGCAACAAUUUUGAGCUUAUUCGCUUUGGCUGGAAGUGCUCCAGUUACUGGGCCAGAUUUUAAUAAUAUUCAAUAUUUGCACAACAUUUCGUUGACUUAUCAAAAUGGAAGUCUUCAAGGGUUAAACACCAUUGAUGGAUGUAAGUUAUUGAGAAAGAUCUAAUUAAUUUAAUUAUAUAUUUCAUUUCAGUAUCUGGAGUUGAUUCAACUAUGGCUCAAAGUUUGAAAGAUGCGAUAAAUCUUGCUUUGCCAGGAUACCUCAACUCUACUUCCACAGGAGCUCCAUUAAAUCUCAUGAACUCUACAUCAACUUCUAGCUCAAGCCAAAAUCUUCGAAACAAAAGACAAGCUAUGAAUUCUACAGUGUCUUCUACAACGACAGCAGCUCCAUCAGUCACAACAUCCACACAACCUUAUGGAACUGAUGAGGAAUUCUAUGCUCGUACAGAUCUUGUUCACUUCCAAGUUAACAUUGAUGAUCUUGAGGGCAGUGGAAAUUAA